CCUUUCUCACUAAAAAAUAAAAAUCAUCACUUGAACCAUCGAAGCAAAAUCCAUGGCGUUCGCCCCCGCCCUCCAGCUCCGCCUCCCUCUCCCACCCCCCUUCGCCUCCCAUUCCCAUCCCCUCAAUCGUCCCUUUGCUUUCCCCCGACCCGCCAGGACCCAUUUCUUGAUCGUCCGUGCCGACCUCGGCUUCCGCGAUGGAGACGAUGCUAGCAUCGGCGGAAGCACCACCAUGAACAAGAUCGUCGAUAGGCUCAAGGAGUUUGGUUACAUCGAUGACGAUAUUGAUACUCGGAGCGAAAAAUCUCAACCGGAAUUGAGUCCAUUGGCUGUGAGGGACGACGAGGUUAGGUUUCCGUGGGAAAAGCCUUCGGUUGAGAAGGAUGGGCAAGGGGCGUUGAGGAGGAAGCGGAGCAAAACUUCUCUGGCGGAGCUUAUGCUGCCGGAAGGAGAGCUGCGGAGACUGCGGCAUUUGGCGCUGCGGAUAAAGUCUAAGGUUAGGAUUAAAGGGAAAGCGGUCACGAAUGCGGUUGUUGAUGCGAUUCAUGAGAAGUGGCGCACGGAGGAGGUGGUGAGGAUCAAGUGCGAGGGUGUUGUGACUUAUAAUAUGAAGAAAGUCCAUGAGGAUUUGGAGAGGAGAACCGGGGGUUUAGUGAUAUGGAGGUCAGGGGCUGCUAUUUCUUUAUAUAGAGGUGUUAGCUAUGGCAUUCCUCGUCCAGAGAAGAAAAAGUACCUGGCUAAUCAAAUGAGUGGCGGGAAUGGUGCCCCUUCAUUCCAAAAAUUGACCUUGCCUAGUGGGGAUUCCCUGGGAGAUAGCCAAGAUGAUAUCAUGCAAGGUCCUUCUGAAGAUAUACGGUCUUCAGCAGAGAGGAAAAUAGAUGCUGAAUCACCUAAGAAAAUUAAUUAUGAAGAAGAGAUAGACAAGCUAUUGGACAGUCUAGGUCCACGUUACACUGACUGGCCAGGGAGUGGCCCGUUCCCUGUUGAUGCUGAUUUACUUCCCGGUGUUGUUCCUGGUUACAAACCUCCAUACCGCCUUCUUCCAUAUGGAGAAAGGCCAUUUCUGGGAUUUAAGGAGGCUGCAGACUUGCGGAGGCUUGCAAGGGUAUUACCACCUCAUUUUGCUCUUGGGAGGAGCAGGCGACAUGAAGGAUUAGCUGUAGCUAUGGUGAAGUUGUGGCAAAGAAGUUCCAUUGCAAAGGUUGCUUUGAAGCGUGGAGUGCAGCUUACAACUAGUGAAAGAAUGGCCGAGGACAUCAAGAAAUUGACUGGGGGAAUGCUUCUUUCCAGAACCAACGAGUUUCUUGUAUUUUUCCGAGGAAAAAAUUUCUUGGCCUUGGAAGUAGCGGAGGCAUUAAUUGAGAGGGAAAAAUUAGCCAGGACUCUGCAAGAUGAAGAAGAGCAGGCACGGUUAAGAGCUUCUUCUUCAGUUUUAUUAAACAUCGAGGACUUUGCACAGUCUGCCUCUGCUGGUACUCUUGGAGAGACACUUCAAGCUGAUGCUCGAUGGGGAGCUAAACUGGAUGAGGAUCAUGAAAAUAAAAUGAUGAGAGCUGUAGAAAUUGCGAAGCGUACUCACAUUGUGAAGAAGAUUGAGAGAAAACUUUCUCUUGCUGAGGAGAAGUUAAUGAAAGCUGAAAAGGCUUUAGCCAAAGUGGAAGAAUUCUUGAAGCCACUGGAACGAGCUUCAGAGCCUGAAAGCAUAACUGAUGAAGAGAGGUUCAUGUUUCGCAAGCUUGGGAUGAGGAUGAAAGCCUUUUUACUCCUUGGAAGAAGAGGAGUUUUUGAUGGCACUGUCGAAAACAUGCACUUGCAUUGGAAAUACAGGGAACUAGUGAAGGUUCUUGUGAAAGCCAAGACAUUUUCACAAGUCAGAGGUAUCGCCUUGUCACUUGAAGCUGAAAGUGGGGGUGUCUUGGUUUCUGUGGACAAGGUCUCUAAGGGUUUUGCCAUCAUUGUGUACCGAGGAAAGGACUAUCGACGACCUUCUGUUUUGAGGCCCAAAAAUCUAUUAACAAAAAGAAAAGCUCUAGCUCGAUCUAUCGAGCUUCAGAGGCAUGAGGCACUUAGCAACCACAUUACAAAUUUACAAACAAAAGUGAAGAAGUUGAAAUCAGAGCUGAACGAAAUGGAAGAUGUCAAUGAUCAAGGCGACGAAGACUUGUAUGCUAAGUUGGAUUCUGCGUACGCAACUGAGGACGAAGAAGAAACAGAGGAUGAGGGUGAUGAAACAUACCUUGGAACUUUCAAUACCGGUAAAGACUCCGCCGAUGUUGACGGCACCGAAAAUGUUGACUUUGAUGCUUAUGAUGAUGAUAAGGAGCACAACAAUUUUGAUAACAAAGAUGAACAAUCUGAUGAAGAUUACUCGAGUGAUAACACUGACCCUGCAUUGAGCUUUUGUUAUGAUAAACAAAGUGAACUGCCAGAACCUCUUUCUGACCCUUCUAAUUUGUGCAUAUGAUUCAGAAAAUACUUAUCCAGUGGAUUUUGAAUUUUUUUGGUCAAUUUUGAUCUCAUUGUAAAUUAUCAUCAGUAAGCUUCAAGCUUAAAAUAUUGUUGUGAUUUGUAACCUAUAUUUGUCUUCUGUUAUAAACAUUUACUGACAAACAAUAAAGAUGAAUAUUUUUUCAGGGCUA
This is a messenger RNA of Dioscorea cayenensis subsp. rotundata (Guinea yam), 2639 nucleotides long. RefSeq names its product CRM-domain containing factor CFM3, chloroplastic/mitochondrial-like. Lineage: Eukaryota; Viridiplantae; Streptophyta; Magnoliopsida; Dioscoreales; Dioscoreaceae. Gene Ontology annotation, biological process: RNA splicing, via transesterification reactions. Bases 53 to 2464 code for a protein of 803 amino acids. The record is from RefSeq and is a predicted model, not a curated record. The transcript has 9 exons. Gene Ontology annotation, molecular function: mRNA binding.